Molecule: messenger RNA, 1600 nt
Organism: Papilio machaon (common yellow swallowtail)
Lineage: Eukaryota; Metazoa; Arthropoda; Insecta; Lepidoptera; Papilionidae
Gene: S2P
Product: membrane-bound transcription factor site-2 protease
Exons: 2
Coding region: 101-1585 (494 amino acids)
Biological process (GO): regulation of response to endoplasmic reticulum stress; membrane protein intracellular domain proteolysis
Cellular component (GO): membrane; cytoplasm
Molecular function (GO): metalloendopeptidase activity; protein binding
Source: RefSeq, a predicted model, not a curated record
AAAAUUCGCACUUGAAUCAUCUUGAUUUACGCCGGCUACCGAUAUAGUGUACAACAAAAAUGUUUUAUGAAUUUAUAACAUAAAUAUUGUUACUAUAAAAAUGUCAUUCACAAUACUUUGUUCAUUUGUAAUUGCCUUCUAUGUAGUGAUAUGGUUUUUUGAUUCUUUCUUCAAGAGUUGUAUGCACUAUCCUUAUUACGCUUUCUUGGACGGGACAGGCUUGAAAGUUGGAAUACUAAACUUUUCAUGGACUACUGCUGCCUUCAAUAGAUUUCUAUAUAGAUGGAGUAAGAAUCUAUCUAGGAUUCUUCGAAAAUGGUUUACGUGUGGAUAUGUCUUCACAGUAUGGUUGUUCCUCCCGUUUGCCCUGUGGACACUUCUUACUUUUAUUCUUGAACACUUUUAUGACCCAAUUGACAUAGGUAGCAUGCCUGAAAUUAGAGGAGCAUUGCCCGGAGUUAACAUACCAAUUUCGGACUUUUGGGUAUACUUUCUGGCCAUGGGAAUGAGUAGUAUAUUCCAUGAACUUGGUCACGCAUUGGCAGCAGCCCAAGAAGAUGUUCAAUUAAUUGGUGUAGGGGUUUACGUAUUUGCAAUAAUACCUGUAGCGUUUGUUCAAUUAAAUACUGAACAUUUGAACAGUCUUGCAAUUACGAGGAGAUUGAAAAUUUACUGUGCUGGUGUUUGGCAUAAUGUAGUGUUAGCUUUUAUUGCCAUGUUGCUUUUCUUUUCUUCGCCUAUUAUAUUUAGUAUAGCUUAUGAGACUGAUAUUGGAGUAAAAGUUACGGCUAUGUCUGAAGGAUCACCAUUGAAAGAAGUAAGAGGUUUUAAUAUAGGUGAUGUAAUAACUAAUGUGAAUGGAUGUGAUAUUAAAAAUGCAAAAGAUUGGAUCCAUUGUCUCCAUGAAGCUCAUAAUAGAUACGGAAUCUGUACCAGUGCUGAAUUUGUCGCUCAAAAUGAUGAGAUAAUGAUGGAGACAGUGAAAGAAAAUGAUGUAGUUGAAUGCUGUAGGAAAGAUGAUUUGUAUAGUUUAUGUUUUGAAUAUAUGGAACCGAAAGUAGUGGUUGAUUCUGUAUUACCAGGUCAAUAUUCUUGUUUGAAACCUAGGGACAUGGUGACAAAUAGGUUGAUUAAAUGCACAGACCAAGGUGGUUACAGUUGUCCACUGGGUAUGCAUUGUCUGAAGCCAUCUUUAAAUAGUUCUUUCUUGAUAAUUAUUGAAAGGAAGGAUGAUCAUGCUGUUUUAUAUUUAGGUGUUCCAUAUGAUUUACAUGAGACAGUUACCGUAGACCAGUACUUUCCACGUUUAUCUGUGUUCUCAAUUUUCUCCCCAUCUCAGUUUGAAAAACUCUUACGGUAUGUUUUCAUAUUUUCAAUGGGCAUAGGAUUUUUAAAUGUUGUCCCUUGCUAUGGUACAGAUGGACAUCAUAUUAAUAGAAGUAUAAUACAGAUUAUUGCAAAGUAUUUGAAUAGGAAUGGUGAUUUUGUUACAUUUUUCACAGUUUUUUCUGUAGUUGUAGGAACGGGAGUGACUGUACCAAUAGUCAUUUAUGUUUUUUACAAGGAGGUUUAUAUGUAUAGUUAGUUUAUGCCAAAAUGC